This is a messenger RNA of Iphiclides podalirius (scarce swallowtail), 2706 nucleotides long. Lineage: Eukaryota; Metazoa; Arthropoda; Insecta; Lepidoptera; Papilionidae. The record is from the annotation of a GenBank genome assembly.
AUGGGAUUCAUCGUGGGAGCACCGAAGGCAGCUAGCAGAGACGACAGAAAUAUAUCGCCCGGUCUAGUCUUCGAAUGUGACCUUACGCGUUUAAAUGUACUAAAUUCCACAUGUCGUCCUAUCGGCCUUGACAUAGACGUUGACGGAGGAUUCUUUGGAAAUAUCUUAAUACCAAAGGACUUCUUCAAAGAUGACAUGUGGUUUGGUGCAACCAUUGCGAGCGUGCCAAAUGGUAAACUUUUGAUGUGUGCCCCUCGGUGGACGGUCCCGUAUAGGGACAAACAUUUGCUUGCCAAUGGCGCGUGCUACGUAACAUCGCACAGGAGAGGAAUGAGUCUCCUGCCCUUGAAGGAAAUGAAUCAUCAAGCAUUCAAAACGGACGGUUCUAGGAAGGAGUACGGCGAGUACGGCACCCAUCUAAAUCUCUAUGCGUACGCACAAGCAGGCAUAUCGGUUAAAGUAACGGACAGUAACUCCGUAUUGAUCGGUGCACCCGGUCUUCUCCAAUGGACAGGCGGGAUUGUCGAUUAUCAGUUCUAUCCUGAUACACGAUCUAUGUUUUUUUCGAAACAGCCGACCACAAAUCCCUAUUACACGAAAUAUUUGGGCCCGGAUGACUAUUUUGGUUAUAGCGUGGAGUCGGGUGUUUUUGAAACGAAUAAAACUUUAUACGUAGCCGGUGCACCACGAUCCAAAUCAAGCUACGGUCAGGUAUUGAUAUUCGAACCCGCCUUCAGAGAGAACGAUCCGCUGAAGAUCGUGUUAAGUCUACGGGGUCCACAACUAGGGUCAUAUUUCGGCGCAAGCUUAUGCUGCAUGGAUGUGAAUGGGGAUGGAAAGUUGGACCUUUUGGUGGGCGCACCGAACUUCGUGAAAAGGGAAGGAGAGGUUGGGUACGACCAAGGCGCAGUUUUUGUCUACCUCAAUAGUGUGCAGAAUAAAAAUUUCUCUUUAAACCUUGGAGGUUUCGUCACCGGUUCUAGCUUGAAUGGAGCGCGAUUUGGCACAGUCACAGCAGAUAUGGGCGACGUAGACGGCGAUGGCUACAGAGAUGUCGCUGUAGGGGCGCCGUGGGAGAACGAAGGCCGUGGUGCCGUUUACUUAUAUAGAGGCGGGGAAAAGGGCCUUAGUGGGGAAUACGUACAAAAGAUCGUAGCAAAGGACGCUCAGAGUUUCGGAAUUUCAAUAUCAAAAGGUUUCGAUGUCGACAAAAAUAAUUGCAGCGAUUUGGCAGUUGGCGCGAUUAACAGUGGUACAGCUUAUUUAUACCGAUGCGUUCCAACUAUAGAAGUGCAUGCAGCUAUAAAAGUCCCCGACGCCAUGUACUUGCCACUCAAUGCGACAAAUUUUACCGCCCUCUUCUGCAUAGAGGCUCUAGAGCAGCCGAAAUGGCCUCAUGUCAAAAUAACCCUUCUAGCAAAGAUUACCGUGGACCCUGCAGGGGAAAGAGCUUGGAUAGUUGAUGAUGAACCAUAUGAAAUCAUCGUUAAACCAGGGGACAAAGCAUGUAAAGAGCAAAUUGUGCAGGUUACGCCCACGGCAGACCUAUCAAAGCCAAUUACAAUAAUAUUUGAUUUGCACCCCAAAAUCCUACUUAAAGAUGAUUCACCGAUUUUUAUACCAGAUGAAGCUAGAAUUUCUGAGAGAUCGCGACUACACUCUUCGUUUGAUAUUCAACUAAAUAGAGAUUGUGGGGAGGAUCUGAUAUGUAAACCGUUAUUGGAAUUGACUUUAAAACCCCUAAACAGUCCUUUUGUGCCUGGAUCAGGGAACAGGCUGGGCGUGGAAGUGACCAUACUAAACAAAGAUGAACCCGCUUACGGGGCUAAAGUGAAUCUUUGUUUACCGUCCCUACCUAAAAGGCUGCCAAGCGCAUGUUCCUUGGAAAAGCUAAACGUUACUUGUGACGUACCGGCACCUCUCCAUAGAAACGAGUCCGUAUCUUGGGAAAUUGAAUUGGAAUUCUCUCAAAACACUUCGGUUAUUAGUGAAAUAAAGGUUGACGCUGAUCUAGAAGAUCCGCUUCAUAGCAAGAACUCCAGUGAUAAGAUUACCAAACACCUUACUAUAGUUAUAAAACCCGAAGCAUCUUAUAAUAUUACCGGGACUGUUCAGCCAAAUAGGACCAUCACAGUUACUAGAGACGAAUUUGCAAACGCUGGGAAUGUAGUGUUCAUUCAUUAUUUUGAGGUGAUCAAUUUGGGACCGUCCGACUGGUACAAUUUAUCGGCUCAAAUAUUGAUUCCAGAGAAGAUGAACCUCUCCAACGGCAUCGAUGGAUGCUCGGAGGUCGACUAUCAGCUCCAAUGCUUCUGGUCUCUCCCGGCGAAUACGUCGCGAAUAAUCACGCUUUCGUACAAAUUCAAUUUAUUUUUACAUGGUCAAUACUUGGAGGAGGAAACAGCCUUGAAUGCUACUUCUACGAUUUUGCUACCUAAAUAUCAGAACAAGAAAUAUUUCGUAACAACUACGCUUAUAUUGGAUCCGGCACCGCCGUUAUGGCCUUUGAUAACCGGAAUAGUGUCAGGUUUUCUGCUCCUCGCAGCCAUCGUAUACGGACUCUACAAGUACGGUUUCUUCACAAGAAAGCAAUACGAAGACUUGAAGAGGCUUCAGGAGCAGAGUGAAGCUUCUGACUCCUUAACGGGCCUGAACAUGGAUGAUGACGAUCGAACACAAGACAUUCAGCUUUCAGGAGAUUCGGAC